Molecule: messenger RNA, 7560 nt
Organism: Oryzias melastigma (Indian medaka)
Lineage: Eukaryota; Metazoa; Chordata; Actinopteri; Beloniformes; Adrianichthyidae
Product: ATP-binding cassette sub-family D member 2
Exons: 10
Coding region: 156-2360 (734 amino acids)
Biological process (GO): very long-chain fatty acid catabolic process; fatty acid beta-oxidation; peroxisome organization
Cellular component (GO): peroxisomal membrane
Molecular function (GO): ATP binding; ABC-type transporter activity; long-chain fatty acid transmembrane transporter activity
Source: RefSeq, a predicted model, not a curated record
GUGGAGCUGUUAGCUUUUUAGUCUUGCUAGUCGCUGAUACAAAACGAGCCCGGUGUAGCGGUACAUGCCCGGAUUCACUCUUCGCCAACUUCUCUCGUCGAUUUUGGAGGAUGGACGUUAUAUGGCGCGUUGGCGGAGGCCAUUAACAUUUGAAAAUGACCAGCCUCCUCGAUGCGGCGGCCAAAGUGAAAUGGGACCGAACGGCCGCGGCGAAGCGAGCCGUGUUUCUGGCGGCCGCCGCUUACGGCGUCAAAACCCUGUAUCCCAUCAUCUGGAAGCAGCUCUGCAAAGGCAAAGAUCCCAACAGAGACUCGCUGUCGAAAACGAAGAACGGCGUGUCGGGGAAAGCUCCGGGAACCGCCACGAACGGAGCUAAAGCGUCACCGGGAGUGAACGCGGAAUUUUUUAAGCAGAUCCUGGAACUUGGUAAAAUCCUCUUCCCCAAACUGGUUUCUAAAGAGCUCGGCUUGCUGUGCCUGCACUCCGUGGCGCUGAUAUCCAGGACGUUUCUGUCCAUUUACGUAGCCAGCUUGGAUGGGAAGAUCGUGAAAACGAUCGUGGAGAAAAAGCCCCAGAGUUUCAUCCUGCAGCUGAUCAAAUGGCUCCUCAUCGCCAUCCCGGCCACGUUCGUCAACAGUGCCAUCCGGUUCCUGGAGUGCAAACUGGCCCUGGCCUUCAGAACCCGACUGGUGGACCAUGCCUACCGGACCUACUUCACCGAUCAGACCUACUACAAAGUCAGCAACAUGGACGGGAGGCUCGCCAACCCGGACCAAUCGCUCACGGAGGACGUGAUGAUGUUCUCCCAGUCUGUCGCCCAUUUGUACUCCAACCUCACUAAGCCCAUCCUGGACGUGAUCUUGACCUCCUACACGCUGAUCCAGACCGCCAAGACCCGGGGGGCCAACCCCACCGGGCCGACCCUGCUGGCCGGGAUGGUGGUGUUCGUCACGGCGAAGGUCCUGCGCGCAUGCUCCCCGAAAUUUGGCAAACUGGUCGCUGAGGAGGCUCAUAGAAAGGGGUUCCUGCGGUACGUGCACUCCAGGAUCAUUGCCAAUGCUGAGGAGAUCGCUUUCUACAGAGGACACAAGGUGGAGAUGUGUCAGCUGCAGAAGUGCUACCAGGCUCUGGCCGAUCAGAUGAACCUGAUCCUGUCGAAGCGCCUCUGGUACAUCAUGAUCGAGCAGUUCCUCAUGAAGUACGUGUGGAGUGGCUGUGGACUCGUCAUGGUAGCCGUGCCCAUCAUCACAGCUACCGGAUUCGCUGACAGUGAAAGAGCGGAUGGACAGCCACAGGUCAUGGUGAGCGAGAGGACGGAGGCGUUCACGACAGCUCGCAACCUUCUGGUCUCGGGGGCCGAUGCCAUUGAGAGGAUCAUGUCCUCUUAUAAAGAGAUCACAGAGUUGGCGGGCUACACGGCUCGAGUCCACAACAUGUUUGUGGUGUUUGAGGACGUCCAGAAGGGGGUUUACAAGCGCUCCUCCCUGUCGGACGCCGCAGGGACCGAGAAAAAGACCAGGCCGGAGAUGCACAUCGAUGGACCUCUGGAGAUAAAGGGUGAAGUGAUUGACGUGGACAAAGGCAUCGUGUGUGAGAACGUUCCGAUCAUCACGCCGAGUGCAGACGUUGUGGUGUCCUGCCUGAACCUUAAGGUGGAGGAAGGUAUGCAUCUCUUAAUCACUGGGCCCAACGGCUGUGGAAAAAGCUCCCUGUUCCGGAUCCUGAGCGGCCUGUGGCCCGUCUACGGAGGGCGACUGCACAAACCCUCCCCACAGCACAUGUUUUACAUCCCUCAGAGGCCAUACAUGUCAAUGGGCUCCCUGAGGGACCAGGUGAUCUACCCCGACACGGCGGAGGACAUGUCUGCCAGAGGACUCAGCGACAAAGACCUGGAGGCUAUUUUAGACAUAGUAAACCUAAAUCACAUUGUCACCAGAGAAGGGGGCUGGGAUGCUGAGCUGGACUGGAAGGACGUCCUCUCCGGAGGCGAGAAGCAGAGGAUGGGGAUGGCCCGGAUGUUCUACCACAAGCCCAAAUAUGCGCUGUUGGAUGAGUGUACCAGCGCGGUGAGCAUCGACGUGGAGGGAAAGAUCUUCCAGGCCGCCAAGGACACGGGCAUCUCGCUGCUCUCCAUCACCCACCGGCCCUCCCUGUGGAAGUACCACACCCACCUGCUGCAGUUUGACGGCGAGGGGGGCUGGCGCUUCGAGCAGCUGGACUCGGCGACGCGCCUCUCCCUCACCGAGGAGAAGCAGCGCCUGGAGACGCAGCUGGCCGGCAUCCCCGAGAUGCAGAGUCGCCUCAACGAGCUUUGCAAGAUCCUGGGAGACGACUCUGUCCUCAAAACAGCAGAGGAGUGAGGCGGGAGGGAGGGAGGUGGGGGCUGAGGCCCAGAGAGGGAGGCGAUGAAAAACAAAAAAAAAUAGAAAUGUUUUUUUUUUUGCUCCGAGCCUCUCUUUCCAAAGCAGCAGCGCUCUGGUUUCUUUUCUUCUUUGUUUCCUUUCGUCUAAAUUUGAUUAAUCUUCUGUUUUUACGCCUCAAAAAACGUCACUAAUUAAGAGGAACAAUGCAGACGGAGCUUCGUGAAAUCAAGGCACUUUACUCUGCUGUUAGCAAUGAGGAAAUGAAUGUUUUCAUGUGGAGCCACUAUGAUUUUACGAACAGUAUUCCAGGUAUCCUGCACUGAUCCGUGCGUUUAUAUUUACCUCUGAAAUCCACGUGAACAUUUUUUUGUUGUGUUUUUAGCCUCUGUGCAGAUCCAAUGUGUGUUCCAUUCAGGCUCAGACUCUCCGGGGUUUAUUAUUAGAACGGUUAGUGACGCAGGCCUCGCUCCAGACCUGCGGGAUUCUGGGUUAUUGCACAAAUACAAUGACGCGGGCCGGCUGCUCUGUCAGGGCGACACGUAUGUGCAAACAUGAAGCCGAUCAGGCGGAGGAUACGCCGACGCUUGGCCUGCUCUGCAGAAACUACAACUCUUCUGUGUAGAUUUCUUUUUUGUUUUUUGUCUUACUAAAAAAAUAAUCUUAUCAAGAAAGUUUUUUGAUAAUCCAGGUCGAAGGCUAUGUCCGAAUUCCUUCCUUACUCACUAUAUAGUUUUGCUGUUCGAAACUGCAAUUCCCAAAAAGUCUUUAGCGUGCAUUGACGCUCUCUACAUCACUUAAUAUAGACCACAAUGCAUUGCCGUACAACAAUUUAAAAAAAAAAAACGUGUUUAAGUGUAAUUUUUUAGUAAACCAUCCUCAUUUUCAUCAUCAGAAAACAGUGGAGUCACAAAUAGACGUGAAAUGUUCGUAUUGAUUUGAAAUUUUCUUCGUGAAUCAGUGACAUCAUAUCCAGCGUUUAGCAAAAUGAAAGUAAAGUCAUUUUGCUAAACGAAAAUCCAGAUGACUAGAUAGUCAGGCACUGUAUAGUUUUUUAGUAGUUAGGGAUUAGGGUGGGAAUUCAGACUUCAGAAUUUAUUUUUAUGCUACGUUCACACCAGGCAUGUGUUCACACUGGACAAAAAGGGAGGGGCUUCCCCUUCUUUUUUCUACUGUUUACUAGCGCGACGACAGUUGGGCCGAAUCCGAAUUCUUUCCCUACCCCUCUAAUUGUAGGGCCGUUUGAAGAGGUGGGGGUGUACAAAAUAGUUUUUUAAGGGCUAACCGUCGCGGCGGAAGGAUACUGAGCCCGCCACUGCAUGGGUGCUUCGUGUCUCGCCAUGCCACGGAGGAAAAAUCUAUUUCUUCACUUGGGUGUGCUCUGAAGCGCAUACGUUUACAUUUAAAUGUAAGUAAUGUUGACUUUUUUUAAGUUAAAAAACGUACUUCCGAGGGCUAGCGGCUACGUGCUAACGUAGCUAACCAGCGACUAUUGAUGACAUCAUCGAGUGGGAGUGACGUCAGAAUUUGAAGACACUAUUUUCCCAUAACUCUCCGUUUGGAGGGCUAAAUGUAGAGGUAGGGGAAGAAUUCGGAUUCGGACUUAGGAGAGGUUUAGUGCAAAAUGUGGAAUUGUUGCAAAUCACGCUUUUUCUUUCACGGCUCCCUUCCGAUAUACGAAAGACUUGUCGUAUAAAUGCGUCCAGAUGCAAAUCGCAGUUAUUAAUUUCUCCUGUGCGAUCAAUUGUCAAACGGUUGGGACAUCCGUGAAUUAAACGGAACGUCAUCUAUGCGUCGCUACCAAAUCCAAGUCACUGAUUGGUCAAAUUAGGCGCAUUUUGUAUUUAGAGGCCGAACAUGAUCGUAGGAAGUCGUGACGCCAGACUGUGAGAAUUUCACUGAAAUGCACAUACAUGUAUGUUUACAUUAACUUUACGCUUAAAUUGGUAACUUGAACGUGUGUUGACGAGUGAACGUAGCUUUAAAGUAGGAAUUCUUGGUAAGAUCCCCCAAGAUUUUUAUCUUUUUUUAAUAGGAUUUUUUUUCUAAGUUUAGGAAUUUUUCAAUGAUUUAUAGGGGAUUUUGUUUUUACCGUGUUGGACCGAUCUGAGUCUGAGCCUGUUCACACAUGUGAUUCCAAUGGGAGCUCAUUGUAGUGUAUCCAUGCACUUUAAUCUUUCUGAUGAUGUCAGAAUCAGUUGAAUAUGGUCAGAAUAACAUUUCAUGAUAGCGUAGUUAGAUGACUUGUUUGUAGAUUUUUAAGGUUUAGUUUGUUAACUCUGGGAUGCCUAAACUCCUUCAACUAAAGUGAGUUUUAUUCCGGUUGUUGUUCAGGUUGGAUUGACUUCUGUGGGUCAGAAGUUGCAAUACUGUGAAGUUAGUCAUUUGUCUCAGAAACAAUCAUAACAUUCUUAAGCGUCUUUCUUUUAAACCUGUGUUCUACUUCCUGCAGAAUCAGUACAUAAACCAGAGAACAUUUACCUUAUUAAGUCUGGUUAUACUCCUCCAGAGGCGUUUUAUCUUGAUCUCAGCGGAGCUUCGCAGUUUAUUUCCAAGACAUCACCAUGAUCUAAAUGAUCAUACUGGUAAAACAUUUCAGGUGCAUUUCUGUGGUGGUACCUUCUAACUGGUAUGGCAAGCCAUUGAGGUCAAAUUUCAUCAGAAUUUGUGCCACAAAAUGAUUACAUUUAGCUACAAAAAAAGAAGAAUCAGAAUUAAUUUAGGAUUAUAAUAAACUUUAGAUUAGUAAAAGAAUAAGAAUCUCACAUUCCUAGAAGUUUACUUAAUUCUAUGGUGAGAAUGUUAGCUCACAUUUAAUAAAGUAAAUGUAACUAAAUUACAGAAAACACCUUAAGGGGCAUUUAUUGCCCUCAAAAACCAUAGAAAAUGUCAUUUUGUCCAACAAUUUUUCCACUUUUUUUUAAGUGAAACAUUUUAGCAGCUACAUGUCAGGGCACUUGCUAACUGAUAUGGAAAGCCAAUACGAUCAAACAUUGCCUGAAUUUGUCAAAAACAGUAAAGUUUGGCCACAAAAAACAGUCAAAAUUAUUUUACUGUCAUGAAAAUGAAAGAUUUCACAUCCUUAGAAAUGAACUUACAUCCUAAAACACCCUCAGGGGCACCUGCUGUCAACAAAAAACAUAGAAAACGUAAUUUUGUGUAACACUUUCCACCGACUAUUAUGUAAUUAGUGAAGCAAUUCUAUAGGAGUUUGAUUAAUGGAGAAAAGUAAAGCUUUGGGGCAAAAUAUGGCAAGCAAAUUGGGCCAAAAAUGCCAGCUUUUUUUUUUUCAUUAAAAUUACAUGUUAUACAAUGUUUUGUUAAUUUGGAAGUUAUAAUUACACAUAAGGCUUGUUUAAAAACAUUGUGAAAUUACCAUUUGAAUGUGCAUACAAAACUACAUUGAGUGUUAGAGUGUCUAUAAAAACUUUUAGAUUAGUUACUUAUUACGCACUGUUAUGUGUUUUUUUGUUUGUUUGUUUUUUUGUUUUGCAUGAAGUUGGAUGAAAACUAUUAAAACUAAGCUAUAACAUUUGAAAUGAAAGACCCAGUUAAAAGCAAAUUCUGAGUUGUUGCUACGGCUUUUUCUUCACACGUGCUUUUCUUCAAUUAUCCUAUAAACUAUUUUGGGGUUUUUGUUAAAACUUUUAUAAACUACAGUUCAUAUUUCAAAAAACGUAAUACAUUUUUUAACUUAGAAAUGGCAGAACAAUUCAAAUUUACAAAAAAACCCAAGAAAUACUUAAAAAAAUACAUAAAUAAAUUUGUUUAAAAGUGUUAAUUGAAAAUUAAGAUUGAAAAACUAAGAAAAAGUUUGACUUUAACCCAACUUUGCAGCAUAAAUCCAGAUUUUUGACUCUGUGGUUUGCCAUAAAUUCUGCAAAUUCUGCAGGACUCAGUACGUACCAGCGUCGGUAGUGGAGCUCUGGUUUAACCAAACAUCUAUCAACAUUUCCUCAUUUUAUUAGCUGGUUUUGGAUUUUAUAUCUAAAAAAGCCGUUAACUAAGCCCAGAAAGGGAUGACUUCAAUCCCAAUCUGCAUGAAAAUACAGAUCAUGUUUGUAAAAAGACAAUCCGUCAAUAGAUGCACUGCUUUAUCUGACGUAGAUGAUUUUGAAUCUUCAAGAAAUGCUUAUGUUUAGUUGAGUUUGGUAAAAGCUUUAUAGAUUAUUAUAGGAAUAACUGAUAGUGUUGCACAUCAAAGUUUAGCUUUCAGGUCUUUUGUAAGCCUUUGUCUUAAACUUUGACUCAGCUUUUCCAGCAGAGAACAGAUCCCUGCUGUGAUCAAAGCCAGUCUUAAUUUCCCAAGAAAUUUUUAAAAAGUAAAAAAAAAAAAGCAGCAAAAAUGGAGACUUAAAUAUUGAAUUGCUGUCAUUUUCAUACAUUUAUGAACUUAUGAUGAACUUUAAAAAUCCAGACUGCAAAAAGCUAGAUGUCGUUUUAUUCCUUUUUAUUUUGACGAGGCUGUUUUCUGUGCAGAUGAUGUUGACAGAAGAGCAGCAAGUUGCUGAAUGACAUAAAGUCUGUUUGAUGGAAAUAAUAGGAAAUUAUGAGGUGCCUCUUUUCAUUUUUAUAUAUAUAUAUUUUUGUUUGUCAUUCUCCCAAGCAAAAAAAAGAAAAAAAAAAGUGUAAACAGAAAUUGUUUAUCUACAUUCUGAAGCGGAAAGAUGUAAAUUUUGACAUAACAAAUGCUGGAUGUGUCAUUUUGAACGCUUUGACAAUGAUGUGUUUCUGCUGCCCCCUAGUGACUGAAAACAUACACUGCACCUGGAAUUGGACUUGUUUUAAAGGGCCUAUGUCAUGCUAAAUUGUCUUUUUUGAAAUUUUAGGUGUAUUUAAAUUUUAUUUUUUUUCACAAGAAACAACCUCAAAGUGGUAUUUUGCUCCAUUUGAGCAUUUUUCAAUUUUCCCUUCCAAUCCACAAACCCACAUGGAGCGAAAGGCGGAGCCUCAGAGGAAAAGAGUAGGAAAGGUCACAAAAAUAACUCAUAAAUAAUUUGUUCUUUAGUGUCUGUCUGUAAGUCUGAAAGACUUAUGAAAAGCAUGAUAUAGUCCAUUUAAAAAUUUUAACCACUUUUUUUGUUUUUGCCCUUGUAGAAUUGAUGAAAUGUUUUAAUACUUGCUGUUGAUACUGUGAGAAUUUAUUGCUGUAAAUUUCCCCUAACCAAUAAAGCUUUCCUGUGAGGAGAUUGAGAAUGUA